AUGAUGGAAAGAAUAAGAAAAGAGAUGAUUCUGAUGGAGAGAGGGCUGCACAGCCCCACGGCCGGCAAGCGGUUCUCCAAUUUGUCCGAUUCAGCUGGCAAUGCUGUGCUCGAGGCCCUGGAAAAUUCGCAGCACCCGGCUCGCCUCAGCCCGCGCCUGCCGUCCGCCCCCCUGCACAGCGCUCUGGGAGACCUCCCUGCCAAGGGCAAAUUCGAAAUAGACACUUUGUUCAACCUGCAGCACUCGGGCAGCGAAAGCACCGUCUCCUCCGAAAUCGCCUCCGCAGCCGAAGGCCGUAAAAAGCCGGGUCAUUAUUCAGAGGCCGCCGCCGAGGCGGACAUGAGCAGCGACGUGGAGGUGGGCUGCUCCGCGCUGCGCUCCCCUGGCGGCCUCGCCGCCGCGCCGCUCAAGGAAAACAAUGGCAAAGGGUACGCGGAGAGCGGCUCUGCCGCCGGCACCACGACGUCUGCGUCGGGCUCUGGCCUUGGCAGCCUGCAUGGAGGUGGCGGCAGCGGCGGUGGCGGGGGCGCGGCGCUGGGCGGCUCCGGCUCCGGCGCGGAUCAGGUGCGGCGCUACCGCACGGCGUUCACCCGCGAACAGAUCGCGCGCUUGGAGAAGGAAUUCUACAGGGAGAACUAUGUGUCUCGGCCCCGCCGGUGUGAGCUAGCCGCGGCGCUCAACCUGCCGGAAACCACCAUCAAGGUAUGGUUCCAGAACCGGCGCAUGAAGGACAAGCGGCAGCGCCUGGCAAUGUCGUGGCCGCACCCGGCCGACCCCAGCUUCUACACCUACAUGAUGACGCACGCGGCCGCCACCGGAAGCCUGCCCUACCCCUUCCACUCGCACGUGCCGCUGCACUACUACCCGCACGUGGGUGUCACGGCUGCGGCCGCGGCGGCCGCGGCCUCCGGCGCAGCGGCCGCGGCCUCGUCGCCCUUCGCCACGUCCAUCCGUCCGCUGGACACCUUCCGUGCCCUGUCGCACCCUUACUCGAGGCCGGAGCUGUUGUGUAGCUUCCGCCACCCGGGCCUCUACCAGACGCCAGCGGCCGCCGCGGGGCUCAACAGUGCGGCCUCCGCAGCGGCGGCUGCGGCGGCUGCGGCGGCUGCGGCCUCCUCGGCCGCGGCGGCUGGGGCGCCCCCCAGCGGCGGCUCCGCGCCCUGCUCGUGCCUCAGUUGCCACAGCAGUCAAUCCGCCGCGGCGGCCGCAGCAGCCGCCGCCGCGGCCCUGGGCUCCCGGGGCGGUGGCGGCGGCGGCGGGGGUGGAGGCGGAGGCGGCGCGGGGGCCGCUGGGGGCUCGGACUUCGGCUGCAGCGCAGCGGCGCCUCGCUCGGAGAGCGGCUUCCUGCCCUACUCAGCGGCUGUGCUUAGCAAGACCGCCGUGAGCCCGCCGGACCAGAGAGACGAGGCGCCGCUCACUAGAUAACUACGUCGCCGCCGCCAGGGGGCUGUGCCCGCCACUCUGAGCGUGCCCGGGAGUCCCCUGAGCGCCCCCCGCGCCCUCCGUGCGCCCACGUGCCCUCUGCGCUCUGCCCGCUGCUAACGCUGCCGCCAGGGGGCGCCCUGGCGCGGGAGG
Mustela lutreola (European mink) is the source of this 1575-nucleotide messenger RNA. RefSeq names its product even-skipped homeobox 2 (gene EVX2). Gene Ontology annotation, cellular component: nucleus. The transcript has 3 exons. The coding region runs from base 1 to 1425 and encodes 474 amino acids. NCBI's taxonomy places the organism in Eukaryota, Metazoa, Chordata, Mammalia, Carnivora, Mustelidae. The record is from RefSeq and is a predicted model, not a curated record. Gene Ontology annotation, biological process: regulation of transcription by RNA polymerase II. Gene Ontology annotation, molecular function: DNA-binding transcription factor activity, RNA polymerase II-specific; RNA polymerase II cis-regulatory region sequence-specific DNA binding.